This is a messenger RNA of Phaeodactylum tricornutum CCAP 1055/1, 759 nucleotides long. RefSeq lists its product with no specific name. Bases 1 to 759 code for a protein of 252 amino acids. Lineage: Eukaryota; Bacillariophyta; Bacillariophyceae; Surirellales; Neidiaceae. The record is from RefSeq and is a predicted model, not a curated record. The transcript has a single exon.
AUGCUGAUGCUUGGUCGCUUUUGUGUCUUAUUCUCUCUCAUGUUAGCUGCACGAAGAGCGGUCGCUUGGACGAGUAAAAGUGGUUCGACAGAAACCUCCUUUCGAAGAUUGUACCAUCGGCUUCCAACACUCCCUCGUCCAGGCCUCGUGUCGCCCGCCAUGAUCCGACAGAGAAAGCCUCCGUCAUUUUCUUCGAAAGCACUCUACGAACAGUCACUCACGUCUAUCGUCAGGGGAAUGUCAGAUUCUACUGAUGACGUCGUUAUUCCAGACUUUCAGCCAGGUGAUAAGAUUCAAGUCGAAAUCAUGUCGUUCGGUCCGCUGGGUGCGGGUGUCGAAGUGAUUGGGCUCAGUCACGACUCCGACAGUUUGAUAUCCGAAACGGACCCUCCGCUCGCCCUCGGGCUGAUUUUGCAACGAGAAAUUCGCUACUUUCGACAGGGAAGAAACAAUGUAGAUGUUGUUCAAGGAGAAGUACUGCCGGCCUACGUCGAACGGGUGCGUGAAACUGGUCGAGUGGAUGUUUCUCUGCGUGCCUUUGGUGGAAAAGCCAAGGCGCUUGAAGUGUCGGACCUGAUUCUAAAUAAACUGAAUGUAGAGCCUGUUCUGUGCGUGGGGGACAAGUCAUCUCCGAAAGAAAUUGCCGCAGUUUUUCCUGGUGUCAGCAAAGCAUCUUUCAAACGAGCUGUAUCAGCUUUGUAUAAGCAAGGCAAGGUACAGCCAAAUGCCACUUCUAUCUCUCUCAUGACAGAUAAUUAA